Molecule: messenger RNA, 1090 nt
Organism: Mauremys reevesii (Reeves's turtle)
Lineage: Eukaryota; Metazoa; Chordata; Testudines; Geoemydidae
Product: glycine-rich cell wall structural protein 1.0-like
Exons: 17
Coding region: 1-918 (305 amino acids)
Source: RefSeq, a predicted model, not a curated record
AUGGGGCUGGGGACCCUGCACGCUGGGCUGCUUUUGCUGCUGCUGUGCCUUGCCAGGGGCAGCCUGCAGGGGGGAGUGAAACCGCAGGCAAACGGAGCCCUAGGGCGUCUCUACCUCCCAUCGCUGAUCCGGGGACCAUACACUGGCUAUGGACCCCAAGGACUGCAGCUGGGACCGGGAGCUCAGAACGGGUUUGGAGUGGCACCAGGUGUACGAGUGAAGCCAGGCAAAGCAGGCUAUGGGGUCCCCGCUGGUUAUGGUGCAGGAUUAGGUGGGUAUUCCCAGGGUGCAAAACAAAAGCCAGGGUACUUCCAUGCUGCGCUGCCCCUGGGAGGUUUUGGGGCAGGACCCAGAGCCGGCAGCUACCCCACAGCUCAACAAGGCUACCCUGGAGUAGGCGGUGGGUACCUAGUCAAUGGAGCACAGCCUGGCUACGGGAAUGGCUACGGUGCAGGGGGGAACAGUCACCCUGGGGCCGGACUCCAGUCAGGAUACGGCAACGGUGCCCGGGCCGCAUACUUGGGGCGUUUCACUGGCCCUGGCACAGAUCUCUCAGCUGCUAAAUUUGGCCUGGGCCAGCUCCCGUACAAUGGGCAGCCCCAACAGGCCAUGCCCACGGGUCUAGGGGGAGACUACGGCGCUGGGAAAUACGGUGGCACGGGGCAGCUGAUGUACAGGGCACAGCCGGCUGGGCCCAGUGCCCUGGAUGGCAAUGGGAACGGAGCAGGAUAUGCGAACGGAGGGGACCUGCAGGCUAACGGCCUGGCUGCUGGGGGAUACAGGCCACUCACAGCAGGACAAGCUCCCGGGGGCUAUGGACUAACUCCAGCAGCAUACGGAGGCAAGGAGGCCAAGUAUGGCCUGAAUGGCUUUCUGGGGAAUGGAUACAGAGGUCGCUGCCCUCCUGGGAAGUGCUGAAUGCCGGACCUUCACCUGGGGAACUCCACGCCACAGGAUGGCACGAGCCGGCUGCUUCUGGUGCUAAGAGAAACAAGAAUUUCUCCUGAUAUAAAUUAUCAUCUUUCUCUUUUUUUCCUCUUUAUUUUUAAUGGCUAGAGAUCUGUCUUUUUAAAGGAAAAACAAAUGGUGA